AUGCGGCGUAUCUUUAUUAUUGCAAAUACAGUGCUACUACUUGUAGUCUUUUACGCAUCGUAUCGUUUUCCGCAUAAGUUUGUUCGUGUCCAGGGCGAAUGUGACUCGAAUUGGCUUCAUAUUCAUGCAUCAAUCGAUUCAAAGACUAUUUGUUGCAAAAAUGAACCUGGAGGUUAUGGAGAAGCUCCUUGUUACAGUGGCAUGGACCUUAUGCCUGUGCUUGGGUCUCUAACAGGAGCAUGGGCGAUUCCAUUGUCAGCAUUAGUAUUUAAUUAUGGAUCCAUGAUGCUUGGACCGAACGUGACCAUGCGUCGCAUUCGAGCAUACGUGCGUCGUGGACUGUUGUAUGCUGCAGUAAUGACGCUGCGGACAAUCGUGUUGUACAUGGGACUCGGACAGAUUGAGAAGAAACUAGGGCAUUUUAUCUGGGAUUACUCGGAUCAUUCUUGCUGGUACGCUGAUCUUCGUCGUGGAAAGGGAUGUCCAGUUGGUUUUGACCACUCGGACCAUAUUGUCCUGCUGGUGAGCCACUACCUGGCAAUAUUAUUGUUUGAAUGGUUUGCACUAGACGUUGAAAGUACUGGACCGAGUGUGAAACGUACGAUGCUACGCAUCUGGAUCCUCAUUGUUGGCGGAAUGGCGACGUACUUGCUGCUUUUUACGGCGUCGUACUUUCACACAACCACCGAGAAUCUCGUUGGGCUGCUUAUUGCACAAGGAUGUGUAAUGUUGCCGUUGAUGCUCGUGACUCAGGACUACUUUACCUCUUGGAAAUGGCUGCGUCUCCAUAACUUUGUGCUUUUACCUGAAGAGAGUAAAAGAGGUGACUGA
Molecule: messenger RNA, 831 nt
Organism: Peronospora belbahrii
Lineage: Eukaryota; Oomycota; Peronosporomycetes; Peronosporales; Peronosporaceae
Source: the annotation of a GenBank genome assembly